Molecule: messenger RNA, 1056 nt
Organism: Lottia gigantea (owl limpet)
Lineage: Eukaryota; Metazoa; Mollusca; Gastropoda; Lottiidae
Exons: 1
Coding region: 1-1056 (351 amino acids)
Cellular component (GO): membrane
Molecular function (GO): hexosyltransferase activity
Source: RefSeq, a predicted model, not a curated record
AUGAGAUUAUCAAAUAAAACAGUGCGAAAAGAGAACGUCAUAUUGUCAAAUGAAACAGUGAGAAAAGAUAAGAUAUUGUCAAAUGAAAAAGUGAGAAAAGAUAAGAUAUUGUCAAAUAAAACAGUGCGAAAAGAGAACGUCAUAUUGUCAAAUAAAAUAGUGAGAAAAGAUAAGAUAUUAUCAAAUAAAACAGUGCGAAAAGAGAACGUCAUAUUGUCAAAUAAAACAGUGAGAAAAGAUAAGUGUUCAAACUGUUUUCUACAUAACUUUAAAUAUGAGAUAAUAAACAGUAAUAUCUGUAAAGUACAGAAUGAUAUCACUGUAGAUAUUUUUAUUAUUAUUUUCUCCAUUCCUAGAAAUAUUGCCAAUAGAAACGCAAUCAGAAAAACGUGGGUAUCUGCAUCAAGGAAUAACACCGCUAAUACCAGAUAUGCUUUCUUUUUCGGCAUCAGUUCUGAUAAGAAUAUUUUGUUCCAGGAAGCAAAAAUUUAUAAAGACAUCAUCAUGGAGGAUUUUCAAGACAGUUAUCAGAAUUUAACCUACAAAACAAUGAUGGGAUUUAAAUUUGUUACUUUAUUCUGUAACAAUGCUAAAUACAUUCUUAAGACAGACGAUGAUAUGUGGAUCAAUCUCAAUUGGUUGAACGAAUAUUUACGGACUAACUCUCAAAAGUUAAUCAAUUCUGUUGGGGGCUAUUGUUUUAAAAGUGCAUCACCAAUCCGAAAAAAAUCCUCGAAAUGGUAUGCGGGUUUUGAAAGUUAUCCGAGUAAAAAAUAUCCAGGAUUUUGUUCAGGCACGGGCUAUAUUUUCACAAACAAAACAGCACAGCAAGUUUUUGAAAUCUCCAGAAAUGUGCCUUUUUACCAUUUGGAAGAUGUUUACGUUUCCCUAUGUAUCCGACAAUUGGGAUACACACUGGAACAUAUUCCCGGUUUUCGCAAUGGUACAGGAACGAAUGCAGAUCUGUGUAGAUAUAAAAAGAAAAGUGUGAUUACAUGGCAUAAGGUUCCCCCUGGCAAGUUAUUGAAAAUAUGGUCUAAAAAUUGUACACAAUAA